Messenger RNA from Dreissena polymorpha, 3873 nucleotides. RefSeq names its product monoglyceride lipase-like. Bases 204 to 1055 code for a protein of 283 amino acids. The transcript has 8 exons. Gene Ontology annotation, cellular component: membrane. Lineage: Eukaryota; Metazoa; Mollusca; Bivalvia; Myida; Dreissenidae. Gene Ontology annotation, molecular function: lipase activity. The record is from RefSeq and is a predicted model, not a curated record.
AAUAAAUACCUCACAACAAAUAUAACUUGAAAACCAUUCAUAUAUACGCGAAUCACACAAAAAGAUCACUUACAAUUAAGGAAUUGAGCGGGCCAAAGAGAACCGUGUCGAAUUUUAGACUUGGCCUAAAAAGGGAGACCACCUGUUAUGAAUGUAAACAAACUCGCCGUAGAUCUAGAUCGAUUUGACAGUGUAAGGCCAAAAUGUCAGAAAAUAUUAUUAAAACUGAAAAGGGAUACAACCUUUAUUGUAGAUAUUGGAAUGAAGACAGCAAAUAUGCAAGAGAAGAUAUAAAGGCCCUGUUGUUUAUAGUGCAUGGCUAUUGUGAACAUUGCUUGUUCUAUAAUGAGUUAGCAGAGACACUGAAAGAGCAAGGCUUGUACGUGUUUUCACAUGACCAUGUUGGCCAUGGACAGAGUGAGGGUACUAGGGCACAUGUCGGUGAUUUCAUGGAGUAUGUACAAGAUGUCUUCUACCACAUAGAACUCGUAAAAAAGAAGUUUCCACAGAAACCUGUCUUUCUUCUUGGCCAUUCCAUGGGUGGAGCCGUGUCAAUACUGGCAGCCAUUUCCAAGCCAAACUACUUCAAAGGGAUCUUACUGAUAGGCCCUCUAAUAACACCAGACAAAAAGUCAGCAACGCCUUGGAAGAUUGCUGCUGGGAAAAUAGCUGCAAGGUUUAGACCACAGAUGAUUGUUGCAAAAAUUGAUCCUCUCAAAGUGUCGCGGGAUGCGGUUUUUGUCAAGCGUUAUAAGGAAGACCCGUUGGUGUGGCAUGAGGGUGUCAAAUGUGGGUGGGGCGUUGCAAUGCUUCAUGCAUUGUCACAGAUCACCUCCAGUUUCCAAGACAUGACACUGCCGUUCAUCGUACUUCACGGGUCAGAGGAUACAAUAUGUGAACUUGAAGGCUCCCAACUCCUGUAUGAUAAGGCAGCCAGCAAAGACAAGCAGAUCAAAAUAUUUGAUGGAGCUUUCCAUCAAAUCCACAACGAUACACCAGACGUGAAAAAGGAAACGAACAAGACCAUUUCACAGUGGAUAGCAGACAGGCUUUAGAGAUGCCUAUUCAAUUGCCAUAUAAUAAUGGAGCGCUUUCAAAUUGUAAUGUAUCUAUUGCCUUGUGUUUUUAAUGUUGCAAAAUAGCUGUCAGCUUAGUGUUUUUAGAGCCUGUACGUAGUAGGCAUGAUCUUCAUAGAUAAACAGUCCUAGCUGAUAUACAGUACAAUCUUAUUUUGUUUGAGCUAGCAAUGCUUAUUUAUUAUGUUUUAUAUUUUAAAAGUUUAUAUAUUGUUUUAAGGAAUUUAUACACAAAUUUUUACUUUUUCUUUAUAAUAAUGAAUUUAUGUCAGAAGUGAUGAGUUUUAGAAUAUGUUUAUGCCCCCCUAAUAAAAUUUACAUGGAUAGAUCUAAAUUUGACCUUUUUCUCAACCUCCUCUCCUCAUGGCCACUUAAUUUCAUCUCAUUAUGUCUCGACAUAGCUAUUUAUUCUAGGGGGGGGGGGGGCUAUUUUAAAUUAUAAUAAUUUUAUCAAAAGAAUCUCAUGUACAUCAUAUAUGUUUAUUUUUGUGGCUGAAAACAUAGAACAUUGCAUAUUACUGCACCCAUGUAUGCCAUCCGUCAUGGUAAAAUUGGACUGAUGCCAUAUGUGACCACCAUAGCUCCAGACCAUCCUGCGCGUAUGCUCAGUAUAGUAAGGGGCUACCCUGUUUCGCUAUUGCAACUACGAAACCUCGUGUUUCUUAACAGGGGACAGCGUAGCUCCGUUGCUGUAAACAUAGAACAUUGCAUAUUACUGCACCCAUGUAUGCCAUCCGUCAUGGUGAAAUGGGACUGAUGCCAUAUGUGACCACCAUAGCUCCAGCCCAUCCUGCGCGUAUGCUCAGUAUAGUAAGGGGCUACCCUGUUUCGCUAUUGCGACUACGAAACCUCGCGUUUCCUUACAGGGGACAGCAUAGCUCCUUAUCAGAGGCUGGACUGGAGCUUUUUAUUUUUAAUGGUUCACAAAAUAAACUUUCUUCAUAGAGACAAGUAUUCUGCUACAAGUAAGAUUCCCAUGCCCAUUCUUGGAUAAUUAAAAAAUAUGUUUAAUAGUUAUCUUGUUUAACUCUGUCAUAAAUGCAUACAUGCAUACAAGUACUUAUUACCGGUAUGCUUUAAAAAAAACUUAUUUUCAACUUAUACAAAAGUUAUAUUUCCUGUUACUGUUAUAUUUACGGACAAUUAUAAAUACAUUAUUUUAUUCCAAUUUAUCAAAAUAUGAUUAGAUGAUUACGUUGUUAAAAUGUUAUUGUAAAAUAACCAAACGAAUCUCGUAUAAUUCGUCAUUUGUUUGUUUGUGUAUUUUUUGUGUGUGGAGAAAACUAUUUAAGCUUAGUAAGCUUGCUAAGAUUUAUGGUGUUCCAGUAGUAAACAAAGCAUUGUAGGAUUCAUUUUCUUAUACCAGUUUACUAAUCAUGUUUUUUUUUUUGUUUUUUUUAUUUAACUUUAAUCAUUAUGUAACAUGACGCAUUUGACUUUACUGUCAAUUGUAUUAGAAUUGCAUCAUGAAAAUGGGUCUUAUGCGAUAUGCAGCAAUCACAGCCAGUGACUAGCUUGCGCAUCUGGGGACCAUUUCAAUAAACAUCGUAGUACACAUUUGCGAUAUGAUACAUUUUUCGAAGAUACAUAAUUGCUAAAGUCCAUAUCAUAUUGUUAUAAAUUUUCAGAACUUUAUGAAUUACAUUGGCAUCUCAAGCGCCGUAUAUAUUUGACGAGCAUGGCGCGCUAGUUCGUCUACUUAUUAAGAUACAAAAUUCUCUCGUAAGUUAAAAUUGUCGUACGAUCGUUUAUGAAACUGCCCCCUGGUCAGUAGUACCCUUUGGGAUUUAAAGUCAUGCAAGGUUUCAUAGUCUUAGUAGCUGACAUGUUAGCUUCUGACCAGACUGCGUAGGUGUGUCUGGAGGAGCUACGAUUGCCGCAUAUUGAAAGUGAUCCAUUUUUCAUGAUGCAGCUCAAAGAUGCAAGUAUCGAUUCGGUUGUAUGGACAGUGUUAUUCCGUUAUUCUGAUAAUUAUUUGCAAAUAAUCUGUAAAAAUAUAUAUUUUAUCUGUGUCAGAAACUUGCCAAUUCAUUGAUUGGUUAUUAUGUACAUUGUAAGAAAACCACAUUAAUGCUAUAUACUGGACAUAUAACAAUGGAUUCAUUUGUAGAAUAAGCAUGCUGUAUACAGUUGAACUAAAUCGGAGUUACAAUUCUUGUACACAUUUCAUAAGUUUUUAGUAUAAUAUUGGUUGCGUGUUAUUGUAUAUCAUAUUAUGAAAAUACUUUUUAUUUACUUUUUUACUUCCAUUUUAUUAAAUAAACACUCAAAUGCAGUUUUAUUUUAUAUAUGUUAAUUACAUGUUUAUAUAGUUUUAUAAUAUGUGUCGCGUUCUGAGAAAACGGGAUUUAAUGCAUGUGCGUUAAAAUGUCAUCUCAGAUUAACCUGUGCAGUCUGCACAGGCUAAUCAAGGACAAUACUUUCCGUCUAAAUUGGAUUUUUGCAAAGAAGAGACUAUUUCAAUGCAAAAUUGUGAUAAAAGCAGAAAGUGUCGUCCCGGAUUAGCCUGUGCGGACUGCACAGGCUAAUCUGGGACGACACUUUACGCAUAUGCAUUAUGCCCAGUUUUCUCAGGACUCAUAUUGUUUGUAUGAAUACUUAAAUUUGCUCACCAAUACUAUUGAUAGGUAACUAUAGAAAUUAUCUCCAGAUCUGUUCUUCCAUGUUUCUACAUAUCGUGUUCACAUUUUGACCAACAUUAAGUGUUACUUAGGCUAAAUCAUCUUACAUUAGUUUCACGAACACUUCUGUACCUCGAGUUAUAUUGUGUAUCAAAUAUAUCUUUUAAUUUUUACAA